Trypanosoma grayi is the source of this 301-nucleotide messenger RNA. RefSeq lists its product as hypothetical. The record is from RefSeq and is a predicted model, not a curated record. The transcript has a single exon. The annotation marks the transcript as partial. Lineage: Eukaryota; Euglenozoa; Kinetoplastea; Trypanosomatida; Trypanosomatidae.
AGUAAAAACAAAGCCCCGCAAAUACACUUGUGGCUUCGGGAGCGAAACGCCUUGCGAACAGGCCGCCGGCCCUUUCGGCCUGCAAUACUCAAGACUCCCAUGGGGUCUACACUGGCACUAUUGUCCGAAGAAGGAGGAGAGGAAGAAACUAUUAAAAAAUGCGAGGGCGGGCAGUCGCAGGACACGACAUGACCUCACCGACGAGAAAUCCACUGAAUAUGCGCGCCGCGGGCGCUGCUCCGGUGUGUGCAAAGCAUCACGUUUGCACACUCCCCACUCCAAGGCGAGACUCAAGCCAUAG